Messenger RNA from Gadus macrocephalus (Pacific cod), 1684 nucleotides. RefSeq names its product C-type lectin domain family 18 member A-like. Gene Ontology annotation, cellular component: extracellular region. The record is from RefSeq and is a predicted model, not a curated record. The transcript is spliced from 13 exons. Lineage: Eukaryota; Metazoa; Chordata; Actinopteri; Gadiformes; Gadidae. The coding region runs from base 198 to 1532 and encodes 444 amino acids.
CGUUCUUUGCUCUCUUUCAUUCAGCCGACCUUUACUGUUCCCACACACGUGCUUUCAGAACAGCCAAUUUGUGUUUUUUUUCAUCCUGCGAGUUGUGUAAGAAAAGUAAACAUUUGGCUUCGAAAAAAAAGUUUCAGAUUUGGUCCGAAGUAGCUUUUGGAGAAGCUUAUGUCAGUGCGUGGGAAGUGGGAACACAGAUGUUUACCAUGCCCUCAAAGCCAUCUUUUAUGCGUCUGAACAGAAUGUUAUUCCCAAUGGGCCUGCUGCUGACGCUGCUGCUGUGUGUUAACGCUGCAGAGAUGGAGACGACCUCAGACGGGCUGGAGGUGAAGGAGCACACUCGGAUUGUUGCCCAGCACAAUAGGCUACGUAGCAGGGUUCAACCCAUGGCAGCUAACAUGCAGAAAAUGGAGUGGAGCGAGAGGCUGGCCUUAUUGGCGAGGCAGAGGGCGUCGUCCUGCCAACCCAACGCCUCCCGCUACGACUCGCCGCCCUUCCACCACACGGGCUGGAACACGCGCGUCAGCGCGCACGGAGCCACCUCCUUCUCUGAGGUCGUCCUCCGCUGGUUCGAGGAGGGGCUGCGGUAUGCCUACCUGGGGGCACGGUGUGGAGAGAACGCCACCUGCCAGCACUACAAACAGUUGGUGUGGGCCACUUCUAGUCAGCUGGGCUGUGCCAGACAAGUUUGUGUGAGAGAGCAGGACCGUAGCUGGGACUUCUACGUCUGCUCAUACUCCCCUGGGGGGAACUGGGAGGUGAACGGCGUGGCGCUGGUCCCCUACAGGGCGGGGGAGGCCUGCUCCCUCUGCACCUCGCCCAUGUCAGGCUGCUUCAGGCUGUGGGACCACGGAGGAGGACUGUGUGAGGUCCCUAAGAACCCGUGUCGAAUGAGCUGCGGUCAACACGGCCACCUGAACGUCUCGUCCUGCAAGUGCCGCUGUGACCCCGGCUUCACGGGGAUCUUCUGCCAGGUGCGAUGCAGUGUUCAGUGCGUGCACGGCCGCUACAGGAAGGAGGAGUGCUCAUGUCAGUGCGACCUGGGCUACGGCGGGCCCGAGUGUGCAGAGAAGCUGCAAUUCCCUCUGCGCAGCUGCAGUGUCCGGAUAGACGGAGACUGCUUCAUGGUGUCCCCAGGGGCAGACACCUACUACGCUGCCAAAGGCCACUGCCAGGAACGUGGAGGGAUGCUCGCUCAGAUCCACAACCAGAAGGUCCAGGAUAUCCUGGCCUUUUACCUGGAACAGCUGGAGACCAGCAAUGACGUCACCCACUUGGACUUUGAGACGCGAAACUUCUGGAUAGGUCUGACGUAUAAAUCUCUGAAGGACUCUUUCCGCUGGGACACCGGAGAGCCGCUGGUUUUCAACAGCUUCGCCUUCGGACAGCCGGACAACCAGGGGUUCGGGAACUGUGUGGAGCUGCAGGUGUCCAGCGGCUUCAACUGGAACGACCAGCGCUGUAAAACACGGAACCGCUACAUCUGUCAAUACGGUCCUCAUCACGUCACCCUGUGGAAUGUUGGUGGAUAAACAAGGCGCAGAGACGCUCUGGAACCACGUGACGUAACCCAUGAGCCACCUGCGGUAACUUCUCCUAAACCUGUGUUUUCACUGUUAAACCGGCCAAGAUUCAACCACUUAUUGAUGAGUGAUCACUGAUCAGUGCACCGGGUGCACUUGUU